Messenger RNA from Scatophagus argus, 1606 nucleotides. RefSeq names its product SREBF pathway regulator in golgi 1 (gene spring1). The record is from RefSeq and is a predicted model, not a curated record. The transcript is spliced from 5 exons. Gene Ontology annotation, biological process: positive regulation of SREBP signaling pathway. NCBI's taxonomy places the organism in Eukaryota, Metazoa, Chordata, Actinopteri, Scatophagidae. The coding region runs from base 594 to 1196 and encodes 200 amino acids.
CGUGAUGGAAAUUUGUUUUGCUAAUGGUGGAUGACAGCCUUCACCGGAUAAACAUCACAGUUGCUGAUUAUUAGACAUAAUGUCGGGCUUUAUGAAACACUUUUCUUCAAAGUAUACGAAACCGCUUCACUAGACGGCUUCAUAGUUUAUUAGUAUAUUUACCAUCAGCGUGCAGCUUAACUAAUAGAAAGCUAAGGCUAACGUCAGCUAGUUAGCAGGUUAACAAAGCGGUCUUUUAUGAUGGAAUGCUGUUAGCUGGCUUACCCACAAAUUAACUAACUGUUUUCAUGGUAGUUCAUAUUUACGGCUACUGUCUGAUUUGCGACUAAUGUCAUUCCUGCAACAUGGGUUAGCUAAGGCGGUUGUCUUGACACUGAAAAUAAAGUGUCUUCUCUUGUUGGUACUUCUGUAUUUAUCAUACUUGCUGUCUGAUAGCGUGAAAGCUAGCUAAGGUUGGUUGCUCGAUUUUACAGUUUCGGAGUCGGUCAUCAUUAGUAGGCGCACGUCAGUAGCUCGAAAACGUGAUAGGGAAUUGAUAAGUUUGAUGUUUUGGACUGUCACUGUGACCGACAUCUCCACGAGAAAGCCAUGCUAUGAUGGUGCUACGGCGGUUGCUGAGAAAGCGCUGGGUGCUGGGAGUAGUCUUCGGACUGUCUCUCAUCUAUUUUCUCACCAGCACUCUCAAACAGGAGGAGCGGACCAUACGGGACCGCACACUCUUAGAAGUUAGAGAUUCAGACCAUCGCAUCCCCUGGAAAGUCCGUUUUAACCUGGGAAACAGCAGCCGGCAGAUCACUCAGUGCAGAAACUCAAUCCAGGGCAAGACACUACUCACAGAUGAACUUGGCUAUGUCUGUGAGAGAAAAGACUUGCUGGUUAAUGGCUGCUGCAAUGUCAAUGCUCCCAGCAGCAGACAGUACAUUUGUAAAAGCUGCCUGGCCAAUGGCUGCUGUAGCAUCUAUGAGUAUUGCGUGUCUUGUUGCCUCCAGCCUGAUAAGCAACCUCUCCUUGAGCGCUUCCUGAAUCGUGCUGCUGAAGGUUUCCAGAAUCUCUUCACUGCUGUGGAGGAUCAUUUUGAGCUGUGCUUAGCCAAGUGUAGGACUUCAUCACAAAGUGUGCAACACGAGAACACCUAUCGAAACCCUCAAGCAAAGUACUGCUACGGAGAGAGUCCUCCAGACUUACUUCCUGUAUGAACUUUUCCUCUUGGGUUCAGGAUGUACAGGAACAGCAGUGGGCCUUUAAGGCGUCAGCAAAUGAACUGCUGUCAUGGACAGUUUUGCAUUAUAUUGACAAAGAGAUGGAGACACCCAAGACCAACCUCAAAAUGGACAAACGCUGUAUGUGAUUUGAUUAUUUACACUUCAUAAGUGCAUAGAACACUUCAUAAAUUCAUCCAUGAUGAUCAUCAGGUCUAGCUGGCAGCUCAUCCACCAGAAUCCUCUUUAAGCCCGUUCAUGUCAUCAAAUAGACUUCAUUUUAAAAGAAGGUAACAGCUGUUUCAUGUUUUGUUGAAUAUUUUCAAACAGCAGAGAAUGUGUCAUUACUUCUUGUAUAGUGCAUGUAUUUGAAACUGCUAUUUAAUAAAAGUGACUGUGACAUGAAA